GCUGUUGAUGAAGACAAGCGAAAAAGAAAUACGGCAGCAAGUGCAAGAUUUCGUAUAAAGAAGAAGCAAAGAGAACAGAGUAUGCAAGAGACUGUAAAGGAAAUGACAGAAAAAUCAGAGGCCUUACAGAAUCGCGUUCACGAGCUAGAACAAGAAAUCAAGUGGCUUCGGGGGUUGUUGAUA
This is a messenger RNA of Rhizopus microsporus ATCC 52813, 183 nucleotides long. RefSeq lists its product as uncharacterized. Gene Ontology annotation, cellular component: nucleus. The record is from RefSeq and is a predicted model, not a curated record. NCBI's taxonomy places the organism in Eukaryota, Fungi, Mucoromycota, Mucoromycetes, Mucorales, Rhizopodaceae. The annotation marks the transcript as partial. The transcript has a single exon. Gene Ontology annotation, molecular function: DNA-binding transcription activator activity, RNA polymerase II-specific; RNA polymerase II transcription regulatory region sequence-specific DNA binding. Gene Ontology annotation, biological process: regulation of transcription by RNA polymerase II.